UACACUGCCAGCAGCCAAUAGGAAGAACAGCAACGACACCAGCCAUGGCGUCCUCUCGCGUCCUCCAACAGAUCGCACUUCUUCUCCUGGUAGCUGCCGCUGCCACCGACGCGGCCACCAUCACCGUCGUGAACAAGUGCUCAUACACAGUCUGGCCUGCCGCGCUCCCGGGCGGCGGCGUGCGGCUCGACCCGGGCCAGACGUGGCCUCUCACCAUGCCGGCCGGCACCGCGGCCGCCAGGGUGUGGCCGCGCACGGGGUGCACCUUCAACGGCAGCGGCGUUGGCCGCUGCAUCACCGGCGACUGCGCCAGCAAGCUGGCCUGCGCCGUCUCCGGCGAGCAGCCGACAACAAUUGCAGAGUACACGCUGGGGAAGGACGGGGCCCCGGACUUCUUCGACCUGUCCCUCGUCGACGGGUUCAACGUGCCGAUGAGGUUCCAGCCCCUAGACGGCGCUCCGUGCCGUUCCGCCAGCUGCGCCGUGGACAUCACGAAGGAGUGCCUGCCGGAGCUGCGGGUCGACGGAGGGUGCGCUAGCGCGUGCGGCAAGUUCGGCGGCGACACCUACUGCUGCAGGGGCCAGUUCACGGACAACUGCCCGCCGACCAAGUACUCGCAGUUCUUCAAGGGGAAGUGCCCCGAAGCAUACAGCUACGCCAAGGACGACCAAACCAGCACAUUCACCUGCCCGACCGGAACCAACUACCAGAUCGUGCUCUGCCCUUAGAUAGAUGAUACCGAUAAACAACUUAGCAUGUAGUCCUAUGCAAUGUAGCAUCGAUCAUUUGUAUUGUAUGUGAUGUGCAACAUAGCAUGCACAUGGCUGUAUCUCGAUCAGUAAACGCAAAGUAGCAUCUGUGAUUCUCAGGGAAAUUCA
This is a messenger RNA of Lolium rigidum, 878 nucleotides long. Its product is annotated as pathogenesis-related 5 protein Cup a 3-like. The transcript has a single exon. The coding region runs from base 45 to 728 and encodes 227 amino acids. NCBI's taxonomy places the organism in Eukaryota, Viridiplantae, Streptophyta, Magnoliopsida, Poales, Poaceae. Gene Ontology annotation, cellular component: extracellular region. The record is from RefSeq and is a predicted model, not a curated record. Gene Ontology annotation, biological process: defense response.